CGUCGUAAUGACUUGACGACCCGACGGAGACACCGGGGGACACGGUGAUGAGUGCUGGCUUGGUUUUAGUCUCUACGAACUUGGUCGUAUUUCAUCAACGUGUGAAGACAAUCAAUAAUCAGCGCUUUGACCAGCUUCCUAAAUGGCUGUAAUGACACCGAUUGACCAGCAGGCUUAGCUGUGUAAUAUUUGAAAUUGUUGCCAAAGUUUGUUAAAAAGCAACCCUGACGCCUUCCACAUGUGUCACCUGAGCCCCCGCCCCAGCGUCCCACUUUAGCCGCGUCCGCGUCUAGCGUUACGCACCACGCGUCGUCCUCGUCCCUUCAAUCACCGGCACAACAUGCUGAUGUCAGCCCUCGCGGGGCGGUUCAAAGGUCGUCUCAGCGUCUUGCCUCUUCUCUCUCUACAGCUACCGAGUCGCACGCCGACAUGUCUGAGAAAAAGAUGACCUCCAGCCGCAGGCAUCACCUCAAGAGCGUGAUCCUGCAGAUUGCCCUCAACUGGCUGGAGCAGGAGAAGAAGGACGUCGCGGAGCAGAAGGAAGCCUACAUGGCCGAAAACUGUCCCACCCCUGACUUGAGCGGGGACCAGGCUGCCCUCAUGGAGCUGUGCAGGAAGCUCCACGCCGCCAUCGACAAGAUCGAUGAGGAGCGCUACGACGCCGAGGCCAAAGUGCAGAAGGCCAACAAGGAGAUCGAGGACCUCAACAUCAAGGUGGUGGACCUCCGAGGCGUCAAGAAGCCCGCCCUGAAGAAGGUGCGCAUGUCAGCUGACUCCAUGCUGCAGGCGCUGCUGGGCUCCAAGCACAAGGUCACCAUGGACCUCAGGUCCAACCUCAAGCAGGUCAAGAAGGAAGUGAAAGAGGAGCCCACGGAGGCGGUGGGCGACUGGCGUAAGAACAUCGAGGACAAAGCAGACAGGAAGAAGAUGUUUGAGACUUCCUAAGUUGUCGUCAUGUUUUAUGAAUGCCUUUUUUUGUCUUGUUUUUUUGCGGCACACAACUCACAAAACGCUUUCACGUUCUCACACAAAACGCCACAAUAAACCUGUCAAUGUUUGGUUUCACAUUGUGUUGACCCUUUUUCACAUAAUCAUGAUGUCAUAGCAUCAUAGUAAUAGUCAUUUGAACAAAAGUGAGAUGUUAUUAUUAGUGUUAGUAUUACAAUAACGUCAUUCAUUUUGAGGUCUUCAUUGAAGAUAUGUACAUCAGGCAUGAAAUAGAUAAAAGCUUGACUCAUAAUAACAAUAAAUGACGCAGAGAAAGAUUGAUUUACUCGUCCUAUUCAUUAUUUAAGGUGUAAUUUAACGCUUACAAUGCACAGAAAGGUCAUUAAAAGUCAUUUAUUUUUUAUUUGCUUUAAUUUAAUAAAAAAAAUUGAUUUUUAUUAUACAUUUAUAUGAAUUUUCAAUAACAUGUAACUGAUUACA
This is a messenger RNA of Dunckerocampus dactyliophorus (ringed pipefish), 1428 nucleotides long. RefSeq names its product troponin I, fast skeletal muscle-like. Lineage: Eukaryota; Metazoa; Chordata; Actinopteri; Syngnathiformes; Syngnathidae. The record is from RefSeq and is a predicted model, not a curated record. Gene Ontology annotation, biological process: muscle contraction. Gene Ontology annotation, cellular component: troponin complex. The transcript has 6 exons. Bases 430 to 945 code for a protein of 171 amino acids.